Messenger RNA from Entamoeba invadens IP1, 972 nucleotides. RefSeq names its product protein TRANSPARENT TESTA GLABRA, putative. Lineage: Eukaryota; Evosea; Mastigamoebida; Endamoebidae. The record is from RefSeq and is a predicted model, not a curated record. The transcript has a single exon. Gene Ontology annotation, molecular function: protein binding. Bases 1 to 972 code for a protein of 323 amino acids. Gene Ontology annotation, cellular component: nucleus.
AUGAGGGUUGUCAACCCAAAACAAAAUCAUGUUUCUUUCACUAGCCCCUCUUUAGUGAUCAACGCUAUUUGGUCCAAUAAUCCUCAAAAUCCUUUUCGAUCAAUUUUUUCGACAUUCAGUGACACUUAUACUUCACAUCUCCAUCUGAUUGACUUUAACACACAAACACAAACCUUAACAAAAAUAGCGUCAGUCGCUCCGGCAGACCUUCCUUUCACACCAACUUCAAUUCACUUCACACCAAAACCUACACAAUGUACCGACACUUUUAUGGUUUCGGGCGACGCACUCAAACUAUUUUCGAUAUCAAGAACAAAUGACAUUUUGUUGUUAUCGACCUUUAAUUCGCAAUUUAAUGAAUUCCCUUCUUGUGGUUUAGAUUGGAGCAAAGUGAACCCGGACCUUGUCGCGACUUGGUAUUUAAACAACACAACGUCUGUCUGGAGUGUCGAACAGAACAAGCAGAUUUGUGCGUUCCACCAACACUUUGCGAUUAACGACAUGCGAUAUAGCCCCGAUUCUCCCGAUGUCUUUCUUCUCGCGUGUAACAGUGGGACGUUACAGAUCAAUGACAUCAGAUUUAACAAGCCCGCAACGUUACUUGAAAUAAAAGAACAGGAAGACUUAAUGCAAGUGAAGUGGUCAUAUUGUGAUUCAACCAAGAUCGCAACAUUCUCCGAUGUUGGUGAUAGGAUAUACAUCCACGACAUGCGGAAGCCCAAAGAGGCAUUUACACAUCUCAAAAUACAAGACAACGUCGUUAAUUCCAUUGAAUGGUCUUCGAAAAGCGCUGACCAACUCUGUAUCGCAACGGCUCGCGAUAAAGUUCUGAUAUGGAAUAUCAAUCCUGGAAAUAAUGUCUUGUCAGACUUCACGUCACAAGGGGAGGUGAAUGAUGUGUCGUGGUCAAAUGUCAAUUUGGAAUGGAUAUGUACUUGUAUCGAGUCGACUGUACAUUAUUUACACAUAUGA